AUGUCACCUUCCCUUCCUCCCCGUCCGGCGAGUCCACGAACAAGAACACCUCAAAACACCGCUGUCCAUCUGCCGGGCAAUCGAAAGAUUCGACCUUUGGUCUAUGCAAUCGGGGUCGCUGGCAUAGUCGCAUCAGGGGCAUUCAUUGGUGCCAUCUUGAAGACUGACAGGCAACAAGAGGCUGCAAGAAAGUCCAAUCCAACUCCAAACGAAGAAACAGGCGAACGAGUGGAAGCAGCUGAACCCGCAAUCGCCGCGUUGGGUGAUAAUAAGGUGUACCUCGGAUCUCUUGAGAUGUUGGAGACGAAGCGCGCCCAGCUCUUGGGUCAAAAGGUCGCGCUAGAACGAAAACUUCAGGACUUUCGAGAGUCUCAGCGAAGAAGAGCCGAGGAAGAGAGGGAGAGAAAGGAGUUUGGGCUGAGGAGAUGA
Fonsecaea multimorphosa CBS 102226 is the source of this 429-nucleotide messenger RNA. RefSeq lists its product as uncharacterized. The transcript is spliced from 2 exons. The record is from RefSeq and is a predicted model, not a curated record. The coding region runs from base 1 to 429 and encodes 142 amino acids. Lineage: Eukaryota; Fungi; Ascomycota; Eurotiomycetes; Chaetothyriales; Herpotrichiellaceae.